GUAGGGGAUCUUCCCUCCCCAGUAGCUGUCACAAUUUGUGGCCGUGUCCAGGGGCGGAGUGACCAUUCGAGAACUCGGGCAGUGCCCGAGGGCCCGGGGUCAGUAGGGGGCCCCAUGAAAUGCCCCUGGUACCUUUUUUAUAGGCUUUUUUUGAGUGUGGGCAAGGACACAGGGGCCCCAUGAUUCCCUAUUGCCCGAGGGCCCCAUGAGUUGUCAGUCCGCCCCUGGCCGUGUCAUUCAUUCACAGAGUUCUGUGAAUGGGAAACUACAAGUUCUGAUAGCCUUUGCAGCUGUCAGCUUUAGGUUCUUAAUGAACUACCAUGGCGCUGUUGAGGCUUUUUUGAGUGUGGGCAAGGACACAGGGGCCCCAUGAUCCCCUAUUGCCCGGGGGCCCUAU
Messenger RNA from Staurois parvus, 397 nucleotides. The record is from the annotation of a GenBank genome assembly. NCBI's taxonomy places the organism in Eukaryota, Metazoa, Chordata, Amphibia, Anura, Ranidae.